AUGAAGUUCUACAUCGAUGAUCUGCCGGUGUUGUGGCCAUACCCUCGGAUCUAUCCCGAGCAGUAUGCCUACAUGUGCGACAUCAAGAAAACCCUGGACGUGGGAGGCAACUGCAUCUUGGAAAUGCCUUCAGGAACAGGCAAGACUGUCUCCCUGUUGUCUCUGACAGUGGCGUACCAGCAACACUAUCCCGAGCAUCGAAAGAUCAUUUAUUGUUCCCGAACAAUGUCGGAGAUCGAGAAGGCUCUGGCUGAGUUGAAGAACCUCAUGAAGUUUCGAACUGAGACUCUAGGCUUUGAGGAGGACUUUAGAGGGCUGGGUCUGACCUCACGAAAGAACCUGUGUCUGAAUCCCAAUGUGCGAUACGAAAAGAAAGGUUACAUUGUCGACGAGAAGUGCCGAGCCAUGACAUCUGGAAUUGCCAAGCAGAAGCUGGCUGCAGGAGAAGACGUUACUCUAUGUGAAUACCACGAGAACAUGAACGACAUUGAGCCUCACAACUACAUUCCACCUGGUGUUUUCACCUUUGAGGACAUUUUGGCGUAUGGCGAGGAGCACAAGACAUGUCCUUAUUUUACUGUGCGUCGAAUGAUGGCCUUCUGCAACGUCAUCAUCUACUCUUAUCAUUAUCUACUCGAUCCCAAGAUCGCCGACCGAGUUUCCAAGGAGCUGAGCAAAGACUGCAUUGUCAUUUUUGAUGAGGCCCAUAAUAUCGACAACGUCUGCAUUGAGGCUCUGUCUGUCGACAUUACUGAAGACUCCCUGAAACGAGCCACUCGGGGAGCAAACCAUCUGGCCAAGAAGGUCAGUGAGGCCCGAUCCAGCGACUCUGAGAAAUUGAAAAAUGAAUACAACAAACUGGUGGAUGGAUUGCGAGAUCUGGAAUCCGGAGAACAAGAAGAUACGUUUCUCGCUAACCCUGUGCUCCCUGAAGAUCUUAUUUCGGAAGCUGUGCCUGGAAACAUUCGAAAGGCAGAACAUUUCGUGGCCUUCUUGAAACGAUUCAUUGAAUAUCUCAAGAGUCGAAUGAAGGUGCUUCAUGUCAUUUCCGAAACCCCUGCAUCGUUCUUGAAACAUCUUCGAGAUUUGACAUACAUUGAACGAAAGCCUCUUCGAUUCUGCGCUGAGCGUCUAUCGUACCUGGUCAGAACCCUCGAGUUGACUCACGUCGAUGAUUACACUGCUCUCAAGGAGAUUGCUGUGUUCGCCACCUUGGUGUCUACCUACGACACCGGCUUCCAGCUCAUUCUGGAGCCCUUUGAGACCGAUCAGGCCACCGUUCCUAACCCCAUUUUGCAUCUUACAUGUUUGGACGCCUCCAUUGCUAUCAAGCCUGUCUUUGAUCGGUUCUCAAGCAUCAUCAUCACAUCCGGUACCAUCUCCCCUCUAGAUAUGUACCCGAAAAUGUUGAACUUCGAGACUGUGGUUCAGGAGUCGUACACCAUGACACUGGCACGGCGAGCCUUCUGUCCUCUCAUUGUGACCAAGGGUUCAGACCAGGUAGCCAUCAGUUCUCGAUUCGAGAUCCGAAACGAUCCUUCAGUUGUCCGAAACUACGGUAACCUUCUGAUUGAAUUUUCUAAGAUCACACCUGAUGGCCUUGUCGUCUUCUUCCCUUCAUAUCUUUACAUGGAGUCUAUCAUUUCCAUGUGGCAGACUAUGGGUAUUCUGGACGAAGUGUGGAAGUACAAACUCAUUCUGGUCGAGACUCCUGAUGCUCAGGAAACCUCUCUUGCCUUAGAAACUUACCGAACUGCCUGCUCCAACGGUCGAGGCGCUGUCAUGCUCUGUGUCGCUCGAGGAAAGGUUUCGGAAGGUAUCGAUUUCGACCACCAGUUUGGAAGAACUGUGCUUAUGAUUGGUGUUCCUUUUCAGUACACCGAGUCGCGUAUCUUGAAGGCUCGUCUCGAGUUUUUGCGAGAUAACUACCACAUUCGAGAGAACGACUUCUUGUCUUUCGAUGCCAUGCGCCAUGCUGCCCAGUGUCUGGGACGAGUCUUGCGAGGUAAAGAUGACUACGGUGUCAUGGUGUUGGCUGACAGACGUUUUGCCAAGAAGCGAAACCAGCUGCCCAAAUGGAUCAACCAGGCCAUUUUGGAUGCUGACACAAAUCUGUCCACAGAUAUGGCUCUAGCUGCAGCCAAGAAGUUUUUGCGAACUAUGGCCCAGCCUAUGAACAAGGAAGACCAGGAGGGUGUUUCAGUGUGGUCAUUGGAGCAGCUUCAGGAGUACCAGGGAUCCAAAAAGGAUGGAGGUUACCGACUUGCCCCCGAGGAUGCCAUGGAUAUCGAUGAAAAGGAUCUUGAAGAGGGUCUCAGAGAAGUCGAACAAGCCAAAAAAGAAAUUGCUGCUCGAUAA
Messenger RNA from Yarrowia lipolytica CLIB122, 2358 nucleotides. RefSeq lists its product as uncharacterized. Gene Ontology annotation, cellular component: nucleus. Gene Ontology annotation, molecular function: ATP binding; damaged DNA binding; hydrolase activity, acting on acid anhydrides, in phosphorus-containing anhydrides. Gene Ontology annotation, biological process: nucleotide-excision repair; positive regulation of mitotic recombination; transcription by RNA polymerase II. The record is from RefSeq and is a predicted model, not a curated record. NCBI's taxonomy places the organism in Eukaryota, Fungi, Ascomycota, Dipodascomycetes, Dipodascales.